AUGGCCGCGGCGGCGGGGCCGGGGGAGCCGCCCCCUCUGCCCGCCCCCUCGGGGCCCCGCCGCCGCCGGGGAUCCCCCCCCCCGAGCGCCCCCGAGCUGCGGGAGGGCACGGCGGGGGCACGGCGGGGGUCUCAUGGCCCCCGAGCUGCGGGUGCCCUGGUCCGUCCCCGCGCGGUUCCCACGCGGGACAGGGACAGGGACAGGGACAGGGACACGCACCUGCCCCGCCUCCAGCCCCGACGGGAGCCGCGGGUGGGCACACCGCCGGGGCUGCGGGACCGGACAGGACGGGACGGGACCGGCUCGUUUCGGGAGACACGAAGCCCUGCCCGGGGGGGCUCCCCCGAGGAAGCGCUGCUGCCCAGCCGCCGGCGGCAAAAUCCGCCUGUUUCGGCCCCAAAAAACGCCGCGCGGGGGCGAAUCUGUCCAACGCGGCUGGGGCGAGCGGCCGCGGGAUUCCCGGGGAUUUUUAUCCCCCCUCACGGAGAGCUCGAUUUAUCAAGAAUACUGGAUGGAAAUAUCAAGGAUAUUGCACAGGAAUGUCAAGGAUUUUCUUCUGCUGCAGCAGAGAUUAGGAUACUUAAAGGAGUUUAUGGAGCUCCUUUUCCAUCGGAUCAAACCAAACUGGAAAAUCCUGUGGGAUCAGACACUCUGAAAACCCCCAGGAGUUGGAGGAUCCCAAAAAAUCUUCCUGGUCGCUGAAGAAGAACGUUUGAGAGCUCAGCAAAAUAAAACCCUUCUCCAGAGCUUCCCUCUGAGCAUCUCUGUCAGGUCUGUCAAGGCCACAGCAUCAAUAAUUAACAAUAAUAUUUGUCAAAAGCGAUUUUCUUCCGUAAAAUCCCUCCCUGCCAGAGGCUUCUCAAACCCAACCGGAUUAAAACCACACCAAACCCCCGGGAGUUUUUCCAUUUGACUUUUUUUUUUUUCCCCUCCCUAAAAAAUCCCUCUGCGCUCUGUGAUCAGAGAUUCUCAAAGUGAAAACCAGAGCGAGAUCCCGAAUCCUUCAAAUAAAAAAUUCCUGACGGGAAAUGUUGCUGAUCCGAGGGCAGAGCGGGGCGUCGCAAAUCCUCAAUAAAUGGCACAGGUCCAUCCUGCUUUUCUCUUUA
This is a messenger RNA of Haemorhous mexicanus (house finch), 1106 nucleotides long. RefSeq names its product serine/arginine repetitive matrix protein 1-like. The transcript has 4 exons. NCBI's taxonomy places the organism in Eukaryota, Metazoa, Chordata, Aves, Passeriformes, Fringillidae. The record is from RefSeq and is a predicted model, not a curated record. The coding region runs from base 1 to 702 and encodes 233 amino acids.